Messenger RNA from Trypanosoma theileri, 1764 nucleotides. RefSeq lists its product as uncharacterized. The transcript has a single exon. Lineage: Eukaryota; Euglenozoa; Kinetoplastea; Trypanosomatida; Trypanosomatidae. Gene Ontology annotation, cellular component: centriole; centrosome. Bases 1 to 1764 code for a protein of 587 amino acids. Gene Ontology annotation, biological process: centrosome cycle; interkinetic nuclear migration; positive regulation of centriole elongation. The record is from RefSeq and is a predicted model, not a curated record.
AUGGAGACAGAGAUGGCGGACGUCUUGUCGGCGGUGGCAGCCUUUCGAGGCACGGAGGAGUACGCAGCGGCGUUUGAUUUGGAGGUGUGGAAGGCGCAGCAGCGGGCGCGUCUGCGGGAGGAGAUGUCGGAGGAGCGGCGAGAGAAGGAAAAAGUGAAAAAGAAAGAAAAGAGUCGGGAGGAGCUGUCGGAGUUGGAGGGACUGCGGGCGGAGUUGGUCGCCCUCGCCGGGCGUCUGCGGCGGCGGGAGGAAGCGCUGCAGCGGCGGGUGGCGGCCUUCGAGGCGCGGGAGGCGGCGGCCGACGGACGGCGGGUGCGGGUGGCGGAGCAGCACGAGCGGCACCUCCUCGCCGUCGAGGCCCGCGCCAGGCGGCAGUUGGAGGAGGCGGCGGUGCAGCAGGAGGAACUCCGCGCGCAGCUGCGGGAGCGGGAGCGGACUGUGGCACAUCUAGAGGAGAGACGGCGUGCGGUGGAGAGUGAGUAUGACUCACUACAGCGUUGCUUGGCGCGAAAUUUGACUGAGGAUGAGGAUAAAGCACGAGUUAGGGUCUUGGAGGAACAACUGGCAACAGCAAACGCGGCGGUAAUGAAGCUGCAACUGCGGUUAAAGGAACGUGAGUCAGAGUUGAUGUCAGUACAGAAGGAACGUGACCAACUCGUAGAGACAUCUAAACUUUAUAAGGAUCAAUUAACACAACUCACUCAGCGCUAUGGGGAACUACAAGAGCAGUGGCACAGUCGUGAGCAGGCGUUGCUGGAGGAGGAACGGCGCCGAUUAGAGGAGGACAAACGACGUCACCAACUUGCCUCUUUCCAUUUGGGUAAUGAGGGAAGAACUGUACACCGGUAUGAAUUACUCAGUCAACAGGCUGCAGAAAAUCUUGUUACCAAGGCUACAAGAGAAAUUUCCUUAACACCUACUGGAUAUAAAGAUGACUACCGAACAUUAUUAAAAGAGCUACAGAGUGAAGUAGCAAAGGAAUUAGGUGAUAUGAACACCAAGGGAAAUAAGGUUACUACCAAACCUAAACAACGAUUAGUUUACGCCGAAGUAAAUCCACAAAAAGAUAAAGGAAGGACUAUUUCCCGCAAUAUAGAAGAUGAGGCACGAAGAAGAAGAAAAAAAGGAACAGCAACAACAAGAAAAAGAGAAGCGAUACAACAACCUAUGGGUAAUGGAGCGCAUGAAGCGGUUUCUAUUGCUAUUUCAACUGAUGAUAUUACUAGCCCAACAUUAUCAUCCUUGUCACAUCGUGAAGUUGAUUUUCGUCGUGAACCCACCGAACCGUAUAGAAGUCCCUUAGAAGAACGUCCACUGCAACAUGAAGUAAUGGAAGGUGAUGAUGAAAUAGAUGUUUCAUCAUCCUAUUGUUACGCUGAGAUAGAGUCAUGUCUUACUGAAGAGGAGGAACGAAAUGUUUUACCUAAAAACAUAGUGGGAUCAGAAGGAGCAGUAGACCAAUUGCCGCCACUUGCCCCAACUGGAGCUACUUCUGGAGCUACGUCUGUCCUUGAUGUUUCGUAUGACACAAAACUGCAACCACCUCCUCCCUUACCAGAAGACUUUGUACAAGCAUCAAGAGCUCUCCCACCACCUCCUUCACGAGAGUCUACAAGAGCUGAAAUGAUAGCAUUUGUUGAAAAGCUUCGUGCAAAUAAACAGAAACUGCUUGAUUCUGGUGUUUACAGUGAAGGUGAUACUCUUUUGAGGGAGAUGGGGGAAAAAAUUGCGCUGUAUGAAGAUUUUCUAGCGCGACAUUUCUAG